GCAGGUUGCCUUUUGUUUGAAUCAGCUUGUGGGACUCACUGCGUCGAGGUUUUAGCUCAGCUGGCAAAAGCAGACGGACAACUGACAACAACAAGAUGGCUGGAGUUUGUUUGCUGGCCCUUGUGGCUGGUUUACUGCUGGAGGUGUAUGGACUGGCAGCAGAAAUCCCAGAGAAGAAGACAGGAGCUGUGUUUGCAUCUCAGCAGGCAGCACACGCGGUACUGCAGCGCCAGCGCAGGUACAACUCGAAUUUAGAAGAAAUGUUUCACAAAGACGACCUGGAACGGGAGUGUAAAGAGGAGAGCUGUUCAAUAGAGGAGGCCAGGGAGGUGUUUGAGAACGAUGAGAAGACAAUGGAGUUCUGGGCUGGCUACACUGAUGGAGACCAGUGUGACCCACCCCCCUGCCAGAAUGGAGGUGUGUGUGAGGAUGGAGUCGGCUCUUAUGUUUGCUGGUGCAACCCAAAUUUCACUGGCAAGAACUGUGAGAUCGAGGUGACCAAACAUUGUUCGAUCAACAACGGUGGCUGUUCCCAUUUCUGCGUGUUGCAGAUGGAUCAACCUGUUUGUCAGUGUGCAACAGGGUACAGACUUGGGGCAAACAAGAAAAGCUGUGAAGCAACAGGGCCGUUCAGCUGUGGUCAAGUGAGCUUGUCCUCCACCUCCGUCGACAGGUCUCCCAUAAACCCACGGCCAUCAAACAUGACACUCAACAGCCUGCGGGAAGCCUAUUAUGAUGACAACAUAACACAGUCAUAUGAUUACUACGACCACCCGGUGAAUGAUUCAGACCCAUUCAACAGCUCUGUGGCCUCUGCAAUAGAUAUACGUGCACCAAAGCCAGAUUCAAACUCUUCUAUAAAUCCUGUCAUGAGCGCUGAUGAUGCACGCAAUGUCACUGAGACACCCAGUGAGAACCAACCGCCUUCCUGGGCUUUCUUCCCCACACUCCCCACCAUCACUGCAAAGAAAAACAACAAACACAGGAUUGUGGGAGGAAAUGAAGCCACACCUGGAGAGAUACCUUGGCAGGUGGCCCUGGUGAGUUACUCAGCUGACUAUGCAAAAAUGCUGCCCUUCUGUGGAGGAUCACUUCUCAGGCCGUUCAGCUGUGGUCAAGUGAGCUUGUCCUCCACCUCCGUCGACAGGUCUCUCAUAAACCCACGGUCAUCAAACAUGACACUCAACGGCCUGCAGGAAGCCUAUUAUGAUGACAACAUAACACAAUCAUAUGAUUACUACAACCACCCGGUGAAUGAUUCAGACCCAUUCAACAGCUCUGUGGCCUCUGCAAUAGAUAUACGUGCACCAAAGCCAGAUUCAAACUCUUCUAUAAAUCCUGUCAUGAGCGCUGAUGAUGCACGCAAUGUCACUGAGACACCCAGUGAGAACCAACCGCCUUCCUGGGCUUUCUUCCCCACACUCCCCACCAUCACUGCAAAGAAAAACAACAAACACAGGAUUGUGGGAGGAAAUGAAGCCACACCUGGAGAGAUACCUUGGCAGGUGGCCCUGGUGAGUUACUCAGCUGACUAUGCAAAAAUGCUGCCCUUCUGUGGAGGAUCACUUCUCAGUGACUUAUGGGUCAUCACUGCGGCCCACUGUCUGAUUCCUAAAAAAAUUUAUUUCGUCAGAGUCGGUGAACAUGAUGUGAGUCAGGAUGAGGGUCCAGAGCGAGACCAUGUGGUAGCAGAUGAGCACAUCCACCACAGUUACAAUUAUACUGAGUCACCAUAUAAUCAUGAUAUUGCACUGCUGAAGCUUGCUGAUCCAGUGGAAAUGUCUGACCAACGGCGUCCCAUCUGCCUAGGCCCCAAAGACUUUAUAGAGGACAUAACGAGAGAGUCCAGAAACUCUCUGGUGAGUGGCUGGGGAACACUGAGGUCCCUGGGCCUCACGGCCCCUAAGCUUCAGAAGCUGGAGGUCCCCUAUGUGGAACGCACCUUGUGUAAACAGAGCAGCCGGGACCACAUCACACGCUUUAUGUUCUGUGCCGGUUACCACAGUGAACAAAAGGAUUCAUGUCAAGGGGACAGUGGGGGCCCGCAUGCCACCAAUUACAAGGGCACUUGGUUCCUGACAGGCAUCAUCAGCUGGGGGGAGGGGUGUGCCCAGUACGGGAAGUAUGGCAUCUACACUCGACUGUCACAGUACUACACAUGGAUCAGUCAGACAACAAGACUUGAAGUCAGCAACUGACAAAUUGAGUCAUGUUUUGGAAUAAUGCAGGUAGCAGUCUGAAAAAAAGGUUUUUACUUGUUCAACCACUGAGGAAGUGUUUUGCUCUACUGAAUCAAGUUUUAAUGUUAAUUUUAACUUUCCAAUAAAAUCAGAAUAUCUGAGUAAUUGCAUGCUUAAAUAUUGAAAAUGUAAGCCUUGAAGCUCUUCAUACAUUUGAUUUCAAAAGCUAUGCAUGAAAAUAUAUUUAAUGCAAACUUUAUGUAUAAGUAGGGUUGCCAAAUGCCAAGGAACGGAAAAGGCUUCCUGGAAAAAUCAAAAUUCAAUUUGGGAUAAUUUUGGCGUAUUUAGCAGAUUGAUCACAUGUAAGUAAAAUGCCUGGAAAAAUGCAAAUUCAAAUGGAAGGCAGUUCUGGGGCAACAAUAAAUGCACAAUAAAUUUUUAAUUAAAUUCAUUUUGGCUGCUUAUACCUUAUUGUAUGGACUAUGCAUUGCCAGUCCUCUGCUGUGCUUUGUAGUUUGGUGGUGUUGGUGCUGAAAGAACAACUCUUGUACAGUACAGUGCAUCCAAAUCGUUUUUACUUUCAUAUUUUGAUGAUAUGAAAGGUCAGAGUUGUCUAAUUUGUGGCUGCACCUCUAUCUGUGAUUGCUGGACUCGGUAAAGUCUGUCUUUGUUUACGGUCUGAGAGUGCCCACCACCCUCGGAUUACUGGGAUA
Messenger RNA from Monopterus albus (swamp eel), 2893 nucleotides. RefSeq names its product coagulation factor IXb (gene f9b). The transcript has 11 exons. The record is from RefSeq and is a predicted model, not a curated record. Gene Ontology annotation, cellular component: extracellular region. The coding region runs from base 96 to 2198 and encodes 700 amino acids. Lineage: Eukaryota; Metazoa; Chordata; Actinopteri; Synbranchiformes; Synbranchidae. Gene Ontology annotation, molecular function: serine-type endopeptidase activity; calcium ion binding. Gene Ontology annotation, biological process: proteolysis.